This is a messenger RNA of Eremothecium sinecaudum, 1818 nucleotides long. RefSeq names its product bifunctional K:H/Na:H antiporter NHX1 (gene NHX1). Bases 1 to 1818 code for a protein of 605 amino acids. The record is from RefSeq and is a predicted model, not a curated record. Gene Ontology annotation, cellular component: early endosome; late endosome; fungal-type vacuole membrane. Gene Ontology annotation, biological process: proton transmembrane transport; vacuolar acidification; sodium ion transport. The transcript has a single exon. Gene Ontology annotation, molecular function: sodium:proton antiporter activity. Lineage: Eukaryota; Fungi; Ascomycota; Saccharomycetes; Saccharomycetales; Saccharomycetaceae.
AUGACAGCCAAAAUUCUAUGCUGGGUGCUUCCGCUAGUACUAAGGUUAACUUGGGCAGGUUCUAAUGAGAACGGUGGCGACGGGGGUUCUCCUGGCGAUCCAGGGUCGGGAGUAGAAGAUCCGGAUCAAGGUGACACUGUGAAUCCUAUUACUGAAGAGAUAUUCUCAUCGUGGGCGCUCUUUAUUUUGCUGUUUCUUUUGAUAUCAGCACUUUGGUCUAGUUACUAUUUAUCGCAGAGACGUAUUCGUGCUGUGCAUGAAACGGUGCUUUCUAUUUUCUACGGGAUGGUAGCUGGGCUAAUUAUACGGCUUUCGCCAGGACACUAUAUUCAAGAUGCUGUUACGUUCAAUUCUUCGUACUUCUUUAACAUUUUGUUACCACCGAUUAUCCUAAAUUCAGGGUACGAAUUGAACCAGGCGAACUUUUUCAAUAAUAUUGUUUCAAUUCUGACGUUUGCGAUUCCUGGAACGUUUAUAUCCGCUGUAGUGAUGGGUGUUAUCCUUUAUAUUUGGACAUCUCUUGGUUUAGAAAAUAUUAAUAUCCCAUUCAUUGACGCAUUGCAGGUUGGAGCAGCGCUCUCGGCAACUGACCCGGUGACAAUAUUGUCGAUCUUAAAUGCGUACAAAGUAGAUCCGAAGCUUUACACCAUCAUUUUCGGUGAAUCACUAUUGAAUGAUGCAAUCUCUAUCGUGAUUUUUGAAACUUGCCAAAAGUUCCAUGGUAAACAAAUGAAGUUCUCUUCCGUUUUCGAAGGUAUCGGACUAUUCCUCAUGACAUUUACUAUCUCGCUGCUUAUUGGCUUUAUGACUGGGGUGCUGGUAGCACUGAUUUUAAAACACAGCCAUAUCAGAAGAUACCCGCAAAUUGAAAGCUGUUUAAUCUUGCUAAUUGCGUACCAGUCUUACUUCUUUUCCAAUGGAUGUCAUAUGUCGGGUAUUGUAUCGCUUUUAUUCUGUGGCAUAACUUUGAAGCAUUAUGCUUACUAUAAUAUGUCUCGAAGGUCACAGAUUACAAUCAAAUACAUUUUCCAGCUUUUGGCGAGAUUGUCAGAGAACUUCAUAUUCAUUUACUUAGGGUUAGCGUUGUUUACCGAAGUGGAAUUAGUCUAUAAACCAGUUUUAAUUAUAGUGACAGCCAUAUCUAUAUGUGUGGCACGUUGGUGUGCAGUUUUCCCUCUUUCCGACUUUGUGAAUUGGUUGUACCGGGUUCGCACAAUGCGUUCCCUAAGUGUAGUCACUAACUCGGUCAGUAUCCCUGAUGAAAUUCCCUAUCAAUACCAAAUGAUGACUUUUUGGGCAGGUUUGCGCGGAGCAGUUGGUGUAGCGCUAGCUAUGGGCAUUGAAGGUGAGUUCAAAUUUACUUUACUUGCAACAGUGUUAGUUGUUGUGGUUUUAACUGUAAUUAUCUUUGGAGGUACUACUGCUAGUAUACUGGAACUUUUGAAUAUAAAAACUGGAGUGGAAGAUACUGAUGAUACUGAUGAUGAGUUUGAUAUUGAAGCUCCACGUCCUGUACAUUUAAGAACAUCUCCUGAUGGCCAGGCAUAUCGCGAUGAUAGUGCCGAAUACAACGGCUCGAGCUUCUCUCCAAUUAUACCGCGCUCUUCAGAUGAUUUGCACGAUCCUAAAAACUUGCAAAAUAAAUCUGAUGGUAGAAAUGUUAGAGAAACUGUUGACCACCUUUUCCAAGGGAAUUCGCAAUGGUUCAAUAGGUUUGAUGAGCAAGUCUUGAAGCCUGUAUUUCUGGAUAACGCCUCUCUUUCGCCGCAUUCAAAUAGUCCGCAAGGUAACAGUAAUAAUUUAGGAAAUAGACGUUGA